AGACUCAUAAAUGCGCUUCAAAGAAGAGCUGAGAUGUGGAGCCAAAACACAGAAAGAAGUGGAUUAAAAUGUUCCGAGCACCGGACGGGAGGUCACUAAAUGACCAGCUUCAACUUGGCCUGCAGAUGAGGAGCUGGACAUGGAUGACCUUAAUUCUGAUUUGCAGGCCUUGUUCACAGUUUUCCAGGCUGAAGACGUUCCUGGAGUAACUAGUGAGGAACUAGUAAGGAAAAUUUCAUCAGCCAUAAGCCGUUUAACAGAGUCUCCACACAGUGCUGGCAGUAAAGAUGCGGACUCAACCUGCCUGUGUCUCACUCUCAUUGGAAAAAUAAUCGCUGGGGCGUUUUCCGAACGUUUGCCGCAGGAUGUCAGGAUGCUUUACGAAGAUGUAACGAAGAGACUCUUUGGACCUGCUGAUCUGAUGUUGGAACUUGUUCCUCUGUUAAACUCCCAGGACCGGUUAUUGUCCCAUUUGACUGCAAAGUGUGUGUCGUCCUUUGUCGUUUAUGACCUCUGUACACAUGGUAACAUAAACCAUGUUUGGAUGUCCACCUGUGCUGAAACUUUUCAGAGAUCUGUUCCUGAUUGUAUGCUGGACACAUGCCUGUGGUCACUAACAGAAGUGAUUAAAGGAGUGCUGAGAGGAGAUUGUGCCAACAAACAAGAGACUUUGCAGAAACUUAUCGCUAGUUUCGAAACAGCUCUCGGUUCCUUGUAUUCAAAACUCCUCAUUCAAGACAAAUCUGAACAAACACAGGCAGCCAAGAAUGAUGUGGACACCAUCUUUUCUACGUUCAUGGACCUUCUGGAAGCUCUUGCUGCUGUGAGGCUCAGGAGCGGCGUCUGCUCCUCUGUUCAGAGAUUGAUGUUCCUGCACACCUCUGCUCUCCUCCAUCUGAUGGACUCCAGGUUGAAGUACUUUGUAAAGAAGCGAGUGUUGCUUUUACUGAAGCGGACAGUGGUCCAAAGGCCAGGAGAGGACUGGACUUUAGGUGGUCAGUCCGUGAUCCAGGGCGAUGAGUUGUGGGCCGGUGACAUGCUUGCGCUGGCUGAUUCAGUGCUGCAGGAGGUGGCGGCUGGUUGGCUUAGGCAGGUAUGCGUUAAACCUCAGCCGAGUUUCUUUGGUGGGAACAGGGAGACGUUUCCAGCCAAUGAGGGGAAAGACAUGGUGGUGCUGAGGGCCACGAGUCUCAUUCUGAUCAAGAGUCUGGAGACCAAAACAAAGCAUGCCGGUACUGAAGGAGCUGACCAUGUCGUUAAUGUCCAGCAGUAUAUGCUGGAGCUGCUGACCUUCCUGCAGGAGCAUGUGGGUCAGUUUAAAGGAGAAACUCACAGGUGCUCAUGGAUCUUACUGGUGUUCGGUGAACAGGACGACGACAUGAUGGAGUCGGCCAAAGCUUUGACCACCUUAUAUUUAUAUCAGAGAAGUUUGAGUUCCUUGGCCCCUGAGGCGUGUAGCUGGGGGUUUAACCCUCACUGUCACUUUAUACUGCUGCUCCAGAGUCUCUCCUUUGACCACACUGUUCUCCUGGACUUCCUCAUUUCUGCUGAAACCUGUUUCUUGGAGUACUGUGUUCUCUACCUGAAGCUUUUGCGAGACAACUGGCAGGACUUCUGUAAUUCCUGUAGUUGUAUUGAAGACUCUGUGAGAGUGAGAACCACUCAGGCUCUCCCAUCUGCCCCCAACACUCCUUCCGAGGGAACAUCAGGAACCUCUCACCCUCAGAUUGCUCCACAGUCUAGAACUUCUGAGAAAGACUCCACAGUCUGCUCUCUUCCGCGACUAGUGGAUUAUGGGAGCUCAGAGGAGUCUGAGGAGGAAGUAGGGAGUGUCUCGGAUCUCCAGACAAAGAGGAGCGAUGAGGAACUGGCAGACACCUGCAGUAGGACGGUAGUUGAUUUAGAGGAGAAAGUGAAAAUAGACUUCAGUAACUCUGUAGCCAGUAAGGUUAUGAUGUGCCUCACUGAGUUAAGGACUGUUAUCACCAAACUUCACAGCAGAGGCCUUUUCCCCUACAAUCCUACCUCACUUCUCAAAUUGCUGAUGGCUAUUGAGGCUAAGUGUCAUUCAUAAAGCCCAACCGCAAACCAACUGAUUGAUUUAAAGGGGAAUGCCACCAAUUAAAAAUCAUAAUAAUUCAUUUACAGAGGUGUAAACAAACACUGGGUUGUAGAGAAAUGUACAGACUCAUAUUUCUUUACAGUGGAGGUGAUCAUCUUACAUCUUAUGUCUUUUGAGUUUGAGUUUGAGACUCAUUUCAAAGCCUCUCCUCAAGGAAGCCCAGUAUUAUAUGUAAUUAAAAAGCAGCUCCUGGUUUGACCAAUCAGUGCUUCAGUAAAUUGUG
Molecule: messenger RNA, 2345 nt
Organism: Pygocentrus nattereri (red-bellied piranha)
Lineage: Eukaryota; Metazoa; Chordata; Actinopteri; Characiformes; Serrasalmidae
Gene: lins1
Product: lines homolog 1
Exons: 7
Coding region: 140-2074 (644 amino acids)
Source: RefSeq, a predicted model, not a curated record